Molecule: messenger RNA, 730 nt
Organism: Armigeres subalbatus
Lineage: Eukaryota; Metazoa; Arthropoda; Insecta; Diptera; Culicidae
Product: calmodulin-A-like
Exons: 1
Coding region: 139-603 (154 amino acids)
Cellular component (GO): myosin II complex
Molecular function (GO): calcium ion binding
Source: RefSeq, a predicted model, not a curated record
GUUCUGUGAAAUUAUUUAUUCAUGAGGGCUUUAUCGCAACAAGAAUAGUAGUCACUGAUUCAAGUCAAAAAAGCGAUACCCAAUAAAAAUCUAGAUACAAAUCAACUAAACCAAUAAUUGCAAAUUCCCGCAAAGUGAAUGGCUCCUCAAACACCACCGGAAAAGCUAUCUGAUGAACAAAUUACAGAACUACGGGAAGCGUUCUCCCUGUUCGACACCAAUGCGGACGGCGUCAUAACUGCCUCGGAACUGGGCACCGUUCUUCGCUCCCUAGGCAAAAAUGUUUCCGACGCCGAGGUGGAGGAGCUGCUGAAGGAAGUGAACGUCGACCAGGACGGUAUGAUCCACUUCCCGGACUUUGUGGCGAUGAUGUCCGUCCGGUUGCGGGACUUCAACAGCGAGGAGGAACUGAUGGAAGCCUUCCGGAUCUUCGACCGCGACGGCAACGGGCUAAUUUCGGCGGAAGAGCUGCGGGCGGCCCUCCACUCGUUCGGGGAGCAGCUGUCCGACGAGGAGAUCGAAGAGCUGCUCCGGGAGGCGGAUGUCAACAGCGAUGGCCAAAUUGACUACGAAGAGUUUGUGAAAAUGAUCACACUGGCAUGAAAGGCACGAACUUUUCCAAUCAACGUUUUAAUUUCCAGCCAACAGCUUGUUCCGCGAAUUGUGUAGGAGAGAAUAAAAUGGAAACGAAACACUUCUUUUCAUUAACACUCGCACCAACUGUCGUUCU